AUGAUUGAAAAUCUGCUUGGCCUCGGGCAGGCCUUACGGGUUUUCUUACUCUCUUUUCCUAUCUUUCUUAAUUCCUUAUUUUCUUUUUUUGAUAGUGCCUGUCUGCCUUUCUUUCUUUCUUUCUUUCUUUCUUUCUUUCUUUCUUUCUUUCUUUUCCUCAACAGAAAAAAAACUAAAUCUGUAAACGUGAAGGUUUUUCUUUCUUUCUUUCUUUCUUUCUUUCUUUCUUUCUUUCUUUCUUUCUUUUCCUCAACAGGAAAAAUCUGUAAACGUGAAGGUUUUUUCUUUCUUUCUUUCUUUCUUUCUUUCUUUCUUUCUUUUCCUCAACAGAAAAAAUCUGUAAACGUGAAGGUUUUUUCUUUCUUUCUUUCUUUCUUUCUUUCUUUCUUUCUUUCUUUCUUUUCCUCAACAGAAAAAAAACUAAAUCUGUUUUUUCUUUCUUUCUUUCUUUCUUUCUUUCUUUCUUUCUUUUUUUCUUUCUUUCUUUUCCUCAACAGAAUAAAACUAAAUCUGUCUUUCUUUCUUUCUUUCUUUUCCUCAACAGAAAAAAUCUGUAAACGUGAAGGUUUUUUCUUUCUUUCUUUCUUUCUUUCUUUCUUUCUUUCUUUCUUUCUUUCUUUUCCUCAACAGAAAAAAACUAAAUCUCUAAACGUGAAGGUCUUUCUUUCUUUCUUUCUUUCUUUCUUUCUUUCUUUUUCUUUCUUUUCCUCAACAAAAAAAAAACAAACUAAAUCUGUAAACGUGAAGGUUUUUCUUUUCUUCUUUCCUUCCUUCUUUCUUUCUUUCUUUCUUUCUUAA
Acanthosepion pharaonis is the source of this 798-nucleotide messenger RNA. The record is from the annotation of a GenBank genome assembly. NCBI's taxonomy places the organism in Eukaryota, Metazoa, Mollusca, Cephalopoda, Sepiida, Sepiidae.